Messenger RNA from Penicillium odoratum, 318 nucleotides. RefSeq lists its product as uncharacterized. The coding region runs from base 1 to 318 and encodes 105 amino acids. The record is from RefSeq and is a predicted model, not a curated record. The transcript is spliced from 2 exons. Lineage: Eukaryota; Fungi; Ascomycota; Eurotiomycetes; Eurotiales; Aspergillaceae.
AUGUCGCUCUUUGAUCUACCCAACGAGUUAUUGUACCAAAUCAUCUCGAAUGUCGAAAGCGAAAUUGAUCUAUCCUCCCUGCUCCAGGGCUACUCGGACCUCGAAGCCAUGAUCUUGCCUCGUCUUCACCAGCUCAUUGCCGAGAAGUACGAACACCUUCAUCUAGAGCACUGUGCUGCGCAUCGAAUGGCAGAAUGCAUGCGGUACAGUUUGAAGAUCAAUGAAGGAUUUGGUAGCACCCAUCCUUAUAGUGUUGGCAAUGCGUUGUGCUGCGCAGCUAUGAUAGGUCGCAAUGAUAUGGUUCAAAUACAUCAAUGA